Messenger RNA from Sporisorium graminicola, 2649 nucleotides. RefSeq lists its product as uncharacterized. The transcript has a single exon. The coding region runs from base 1 to 2649 and encodes 882 amino acids. The record is from RefSeq and is a predicted model, not a curated record. NCBI's taxonomy places the organism in Eukaryota, Fungi, Basidiomycota, Ustilaginomycetes, Ustilaginales, Ustilaginaceae.
AUGCUGCGCAAAACAAUAGACCAACUGGAAGCAUCCAUCCUCCCUCCUCCUUCUGCCAAAAGGGCAUCGAUACCGAGAUUUUCGACAACACAACAAAGUAGCGACACAUUGAAUCUGGUCUUGACUUCCAACAAUCGCUUGGUCUGGGCCGAAGUAGCACAUCUCUUCCCGCCGAAGCGCGAUGUGGAGCGCAUUCUGGACUACUUCCUGCGAGAGCUGGUCCACAUCAUGAUUCCUGUCCAGGAGAAGCAAUUCUGGCGAGCAUGGACGCGGCUUAUCAAUUCAUCAUCUCCAGCAGCUGCAGCGCGGCAAGAUGGCGCUCAGGAUCCCGAGGCGCCUUCACCGGGAGUUUCGCGAGCAAUGGUAGCAAGUCUACUCGUCUGCCUCGCGUCGACUUCCUUCUUCAUCCCACAGAGAAGGGAGCAAGAGUUGGAGUUGACACGCCCUUUAGCUGAGCAGCGUGACCACUGGAUCACGUAUGCACUCGCUCUCGCUCGUAGCGGUGCUAGCUUCAGCGAGACCACGUUCGGCGACUUCAAGCAGCAGCCGUGGCUGCACUACGUCGACUCGAUCACGGACGCUUCGCUGGACAGGUUUGGAUUCGAGACGCUAACUCUGCGCAUUUUUGCCCUGAUGGGUAUGAGCGAGAUAGCGUACCAAAUCAAUGGCGAAUCCCUACGUCGAGCCAUCCGCAUCAACCUUUUCGACGAGACUUCGGUCAAGGCUGCCGAGCUGCUAGCUGUGGACUGUGACGAGUUGACGGAGCAAGAGAUGGUGCAGAUGCGGAGGAGGAUCGGUGCACAGAUCGUGGUGACCGAGAGAUGGACAUGUUUGUACACGGGUCGACCACCGAUGAUCGAUGAGGAGGCAGAAACGCUUCCACCCCCAGAUCCGGGGGUGUGCUUCGAGAGCGAAGUGAUUGCCUUCCGCUUCUCGCGCUAUGUUUCAAAGCUUCGACAGCUUCCUGCACAACUCACCUCGCUCACCACGCGCAGACCGGGCGAUUGGUCGUCGCAGCGAGCAAGGGAUCAAGAAGCCGUGCAGCGCGUGCUCGACAUGGACCGCGGUCUCUGCGCCAUCUUCGACCCUUCACUCCCGCGCUCGACUAUGGGCGGUCGAUCGCCUGCUCAGAUCCUCGCUGAACUACCCGACAUUCUCGACCGCAACAUGCACCACAGCAUGAGCGAUGCACACAUCAACCAGCUCCACCGCGAAUUUGCCGAUGCGCUCAUCAUCACGUCCUCCUGGUUAUCGCUACGCUGCCUGGUCACGAGCAACCUCAUGUUCUUACCGUGGGUUGGAGAUGUAGCUGCGAGGUACUCUUCGUUGAAUCUGGCGCGGAGGUUGAUCGAGUUACUACCGAGUAUCUGGAUGAUGGCGAAUUCGCCGUAUGUUCCGUUUAGCUCGAGCUGGAUCAGUCGGCACUUGUUUUUGGCGUGUACGGUGUUGAGUGUGCCGAUUCUGGGCCAGGAAACCAGCGCGUCCUCGUCUACGCUGGCGCGUCACAGUAAGGGGUUGGGCAAGAACAGGGCCGAAUUUCACAGCAGCGACAGUAGCGGGGGUGGGGGCUUUGCUGAAGAGUCGUCUGAUGAUCAAAUUGGUGGCGGGUUUGAUAGAGCAGGAGACUUCGCCCCGUCGCGAAUGCAAGACUCGGUGUUCUCCAGGUCGUCGACGCUGACGACCCUAUCCAAAAUUUGCAACAACUCGAGUCGCUUACCUCCAUCGUCGUCAGUCGACCUCGACUGGUUCUCGGGUAAACUCGUUGAAAUCGCUUCACUGUUCAGCAAGCUCGCCGAGCGGGGUGACCAGACAGCGGGCGUCAAUACAAGACUCAUCCACGCUCUUCUCAAUGGUCGCGCCGAGCUGCGAGACCGGGUGAUGGAUAAGUUGGGACAGAAGCAACAGCAUCGCAACGCUGGAGGCGGGUUGGACGGACGGACGGACGAAACCGGAGGAGGAGGCGUUGGUGUUGGGCGCAUCGAGAGUCAGCGUGACUUGACGACGUUUAUCAUGGCGGAUGUCGUCGGCAAGGCGUCGCCGAGCAGCAGUGGUGCGAGUCCUGCCACCGCUGGCAAUGCUGGAUCGCCUCCCAGUGCUAUUAGGACCAACUACGGUAAGACAAACAGAGCUCACGCCAGUGCUGCCAGGCGAGACGUCCUGUCUUCGACAAGAGAGAAAUUGGGAGCGGGACAGCAGAGAGUGCCCUCGCCGAGCCUGCACGAUCUGGCGAAUGCCGUAGACACAUACACCAACGGCGGUGGUGGCGGCGGUAGUAAAGCGCCGAUUCACGGUAGCGGAGGAGCGCCGAUGUAUGGCGGCGGGGGAGCGGCGACGAUGACACACACACCCGCGUUGCCGUCGUUCGCCCCGCACGCUGCUGGAUACGCUCCACACCACCACCACCAGCAGCAUGAUGCAACGGAUGAAAUUGCAUCGACCACCGGCACGGGCACGGGCAUGGGUUCAGGGAUAGGCUGGGAUUGGGACAAGACGUCUGUCCCUACCCUUCCAGCAGAUGCAUUUGGUACACCGGGUGGCAGUGGCAGUGACAACAGCAGCGAUGCGGGAGCACUCGCCAACAUCCCUUCGCUCUUUCUCGAUACUCAGGACUGGUUGGCUAUCUUGGAUGGUGUGGACAUUCCGCUUUGA